Molecule: messenger RNA, 1562 nt
Organism: Physella acuta
Lineage: Eukaryota; Metazoa; Mollusca; Gastropoda; Physidae
Source: RefSeq, a predicted model, not a curated record
GGUGCGUCUUGUUUAUCAUGACAACAGCUUCUUGUGAAGACCGGACGACCCGCGUUUAACGUCAUGAACGAACACGAACCCAACGAAGUGGGCGGCGACAAUGCCAGACACAUCAUGGCACACGCGGCGACUCAGAAAACCAGCAGCCACAGCAUCCACCCUUUGAUGAACAAUCAACACAACACGCAAAACCCUCAUCACGAUCAUCUUGCUGCCGAACGCUGUUACAAACACGAAUGUCUGAGCAGACACCACCUUUCACUGAGCCAUCACCACCUUAUAUUAUCCCAGACACGCUUCAACCCAUCUUUGAUUCAUCAACAUCUAGUUUCAUGCCGCCGGCACCAAGCUUUAAGCCAUUACCAUCAAAUGUUAAGCACCAACCAGUUACCGUUGGAUUACCACAGUCUGAGACUGAAUCUCUACCGACUUUCAAUGAGUCUCCCCCACAUGUCCAACCACCAACAGCUAUCAACAAGACGCCUCCCCCAUCUCAUGUCAUUGACCCCCCAACGCCAUACGCACAUGCAGUCAUCGAUCCCUCCGCUCAUGAGCUCAACAAGCCACCACCACCCACAGCUGUUUAAAGGCCGACCUCAACCAACUUCUUUUAGUCCCAGCCCUAUGUCUUUCAAAAUACAACCCCAACCCCUAAAUUUGAAAAGCCAACCCCGUCCUCUACUUUUGAAAAACAACCCCCGCCUGCUAUUCAUGAUCCCCCGUCCCAUAAAGUUGAACCAACUGUGUAAGAGCCCGGACAACCUGUCCCUAAGCCGUCGUCAACACCUCAUGAUGAGCCGUCAGCUCCUGACCUUGAGGGGUCAGAAACUGUGUAUGAGUCUGGACGACCUGUCCCUCAGCCGUCGUCAACAGCUCAUGAUGAGCCGUCAGCUCCUGACCUUGAGGGGUCAGAAACUGUGUAUGAGUCCGGACGACCUGUCCCUCAGCCGUCGUCAACAGCUCAUGAUGAGCCGUCAGCUCCUGACCUUGAGGGGUCAGAAACUGUGUAUGAGUCCGGACGACCUGUCCCUCAGCCGUCGUCAACACCUCAUGAUGAGCCGCCAGCUCCUAACCUUGAGCGGCCAACAACUGUUGAUGACCCCGGACAACCAGUCACUCUACCGUUUACAGCUAAAAUUGAGCCGAGGCCACAUAGCGUCAGCCCACCGCCUCCUGUUGAAUCCCCACCUCAAGUACCCCAGCCGACAUCGUAACUUUAGCCAACACCCCCACCGUACAACUCUGACAGACACAGAACCGCACGAGAAUGAUAUCUAACCACCUAAACCAAAGAUCUCACAAUCAAGAGAUGGUGAAGCCACAUGGUUCUUCUUAUGCCGGUUCCAUGAGUAUUUUUACCUUAACUUAGCAAAUGGUUUUAGUCUUCGGGUGGAACUUAAUUGACGGGUUGUCUAUCUUUCCGUCACGGGUAAAAACUUAUUAGCAACAUUUUAACAAUUUACACUAUUCCUUUUUUAUGUACAUGUGAUGUGAAAUUAGACUUAGUUUGAUAAUGACUUUUUAAAAUAUAAAUUACGGUUUAAUCAUUUGUUUGAUAAAAA